Oreochromis niloticus (Nile tilapia) is the source of this 1358-nucleotide messenger RNA. RefSeq names its product cytosolic sulfotransferase 3. Bases 131 to 1126 code for a protein of 331 amino acids. Lineage: Eukaryota; Metazoa; Chordata; Actinopteri; Cichliformes; Cichlidae. Gene Ontology annotation, molecular function: sulfotransferase activity. The transcript is spliced from 7 exons. The record is from RefSeq and is a predicted model, not a curated record.
GCUGGACUUUCACAUCGCAACGGAAAGCUCGCAUAUGCUGAUAGUGGUGUGUUUCGCAACCAGACGUUUGGGAGAAAACACUCAGCUGGUCAGGGAGUAAUACAUUCAGAAGCGAGGCAGAACCCAGAACAUGUCCCUUAACCCUGAAAAGGCAAUUUUGUCAACCAGACCAGAACUGUUUGAUUUCCAUGGAGUCUCGAUGACUCACUAUUUUACAGACAACUGGGAGAAUGUUCAGAACUUUCAGGCCAGACCAGAUGAUAUACUUAUUGCAACAUAUCCCAAAGCAGGAACUACAUGGGUCUCCCAGAUCCUUGACCUGCUGUAUUUUGGUCAGACGUGUCCAGAGAGGCACAAUAACAUCCCCAUCUAUGAGAGAGUACCCUUCCUGGAGAUUGCCAUCCCAUCUUUGGAUUUAGGUUACCAAUCAGUCAUAUCACUAUGGUUAUGUUAUCAUGUUACCUGUUUCCCAUAUCAACGUUUUCCUUACUCCAUGUUCACCCCCCAUGCAGGGAAAGACCUGGCAGACAAGCUGCCCACCACCCCUCGACUCAUUAAGACACAUUUUCCUGUCCAGUUUGUGCCAAAGUCCUUCUGGGAGCAAAACUGCAGGAUCGUUUAUGUAGCCCGCAAUGCAAAGGACAACAUGGUGUCUUUUUUCCACUUUGAUCGCAUGAUUGCGAUUCAGCCAGAGGCUGGUGAAUGGAAUAACUACUUCCACAGAUUUUUGGAAGGACAAAUGGUGUUUGGCUCCUGGUAUGACCAUGUGAAUGGCUGGUGGAAGAAGAAACAGAAUUACUCAAAUAUUCAUUACAUGUUCUAUGAAGAUAUGAUUGAGGACACUGAACGGGAAAUAGACAAACUCUGCAGCUUCCUCGGUUUGUCUCGUUCAGCCGAGGAGAGGAAAAUGAUCUCAGGUGGAGUCCAGUUUGAUAAGAUGAAAAAGAAUGAGAUGGCCAACUAUUCUACACUCCCGGUUAUGGAUUUCAAGAUUUCUCCCUUCAUGAGAAAAGGGAAGGUUGGCGACUGGAAGAACCACUUCACCGUCGCUCAGAAUGAAGUUUUUGACGAAGACUACAAGAAGAAGAUGAAAGAUCCCACACUUCAGUUCCACACUGAAAUUUGAACAGAGCCAAACAUACAGACUGGAUAUAGUAUGAAAAAAAUUGAAGCAUGAAAGAAGCCAGAAGUGCUGAUCUGUUUAUUGAAAUAAAUAAACUUUAAAUGAACUUUAUGAAUCAUCAGUUAAAUUAACAGGAAUGUCAUCUCUGACAGUGAAUAUUUAAGACAUGUAUGUGCCCAAAACAACCCAUACUGUCUCGACUAAUAAAACAAUCAAUAAGAAGUUACAGUUAUAA